Plasmodium yoelii is the source of this 741-nucleotide messenger RNA. Its product is annotated as ribosome biogenesis regulatory protein, putative. Gene Ontology annotation, biological process: ribosomal large subunit biogenesis; ribosome biogenesis; endonucleolytic cleavage in ITS1 to separate SSU-rRNA from 5.8S rRNA and LSU-rRNA from tricistronic rRNA transcript (SSU-rRNA, 5.8S rRNA, LSU-rRNA). The record is from RefSeq and is a predicted model, not a curated record. The transcript is spliced from 3 exons. The coding region runs from base 1 to 741 and encodes 246 amino acids. NCBI's taxonomy places the organism in Eukaryota, Apicomplexa, Aconoidasida, Haemosporida, Plasmodiidae. Gene Ontology annotation, molecular function: protein binding. Gene Ontology annotation, cellular component: nucleus; nucleolus; preribosome, large subunit precursor.
AUGAGUUUGGAUUUUUGCUCUCAACAUCUCCUUGCUUAUGACAAUUCCCUGAUAACAUCUGAAAAUGAGAUAAAGACGAAAACAGAAGAAAAUUUUGCAUUAGUUUUAAAAAAAAUAAAUGAAUUAACAAAUCAGAGAAAUGAUGAAGGUGAGUUGUUUUAUACUCUAACCCAAGAUAAUGUAUUUAAUUUGCCAAGAUAUUCGAAAUUUCCUGAAGCUAAAAAACCAACAAGAUGGGAACUAUUUUCUCAAACUAAAUUAAAAAAAAAAAAAAAUAAACAUGGUUUAAUUUAUGAUGAAAAUAGUAAAGGUUGGGUAAGAAGAUUUCAAAAAAAACAAAUAAAAAUAAAUAAAGAAAAAUCUGACUUUGUUCAUGAAUAUAAACCAAGUGAUAAUAUAUAUGAAGACCCAUUUGAAAAAAUGGAAGAAGAAAAAGAUAUUAAAAAAAUGAAACAAAAAAUGAGAGAAAUGAAAAAUAAAUUCGAACAACAAGGUAUCUCAUCACAGGAUAUCAAAUAUAUACAGAAACAAAAAAGGAAACGGGAAAAUCUUAUUGAUAAUCUUAAAAUGGCCCAAAUUUCAUCCUCCACAUUCGGGCGAUACGACAAAAAACUAAAAAAAGAAAAAAAACUUAAAGUAAAAAACAGUAAAAUAAUAAAUCAGAAAUGUGAAAAACGUUUAUUAAAAGAUGAAAUAAAUCAGAAUAAUAAAUUGGCAGAAAUUGUUUUAAAAUCUCUUUAG